This is a messenger RNA of Rhodotorula toruloides NP11, 261 nucleotides long. RefSeq names its product ATPase, F0 complex, subunit E, mitochondrial. The record is from RefSeq and is a predicted model, not a curated record. The transcript is spliced from 3 exons. Gene Ontology annotation, molecular function: proton transmembrane transporter activity. NCBI's taxonomy places the organism in Eukaryota, Fungi, Basidiomycota, Microbotryomycetes, Sporidiobolales, Sporidiobolaceae. Bases 1 to 261 code for a protein of 86 amino acids. Gene Ontology annotation, biological process: proton motive force-driven ATP synthesis.
AUGGUCUCGCCCGCAGUCAACGUCGUCCGGUACACCGCGCUUGCCUCGGGCAUCGUCUACGGCAUCGUGCACCGCAAGACCCUCCAGGAGCGAUUCGACAAGACCGCGGCCGAGAAGGAGGUCCAGCAACGGGCACACUGGCUCGAGGAGGCCAAGAAGGCGUGGGAGGCGCAGAAGUUGCAGGGCAAGAGCGGCGUCGUCACCGACCCCGAAGCGCCCAACUUCGACCUCGAGGCCCUCCUCAAGUCGUACGAGAAGUAG